AUGUGCCCAGGGCAGUGCCAGGAUGGGCUUGGUGCCAUAAAGGAGCUGAGUGUAUGGAGAAGGGCACUACACAGUAAGGACACAGCAGGGUGCAGCAAAUGCGCCUCAGUCAUGCAUACAUCAUCGUGUACUCGUCAGGCUGAAAAUAUUCCAAUAAUCCUUGUUGGAAACAAGACAGACCUUGUCCGCAGCAGAGAAGUUUCUGUGGAAGAAGGUCGAGCAUGCGCUGUGGUGUUUGACUGUUAGUUCAUCGAGACCUCUGCUGUCCUACAACACAAUGUCAAAUAAUUAUUUGAGGGGAUGGUGCGCUAGAUCAGACUACGUAGAGAGGGUGCAGCCGCAUCUGAAAGCUUUCGCUUGAGGAGCCAACGCAAGGAGAGUCUGACCAAGAAGGCACGAGGGUUUUUGGACCAGCUGGUGACCAGAAACAGUAAGUCAUCUUUGAAGGUCCACUCCCGAACCUGCCAUGACCUGUCUGUGCUCUGACAAGUUCCACAGUGAAAAUAUAACACCCAGAAUGAGCUCAGACACAGGUAUCAGCUAACUGCCCUUCACCUGAACCAUGCAGAAGAUAAUGGACACUGAUUGGACACUUACAACUUAAGACGUCAAACUCCGCCUGCACUGGCUAGACAGCUAGCAUGAAGGACACUUAUCACUCAUAAACUGAUUAUUUGUGCAGUAAUUGGAAAGCCCCCACACCAAUACCAACAUGAAGGCUGCAACAGAGCCCAUCAGAACAUACACCUUUCUAACAUCAACCCAAUACCUUUGUUGCACCAAACUUCCAUUUUUUGUAUUGCUGUAUUUUUCAGUAAAUAGAAUGAAAUGUCUGGUGAUAAAUUCUGCCAUUUCCGACUCUGAGAGAAUGUAGAAAGUCAGGAACGCUCCCUCCCCCUACAAGGUUUUAUGGAACUAUGCCGAGCGCCCACUAAAUCCAACGCUGAGCAAACAGUGGAAAAUCUGAGCACAAUGUUUAUGGAGGAAGGCUGAGAGAGGCUGCACGGAGAUAUGGGGGAAUAAAUGGAUAAGAAUAAACCUCAUGAUCAUUCUAAACUCUUUGGUACUGAUAUAUAAUUGUAUCACCCUCCCCUUUUCACACUAACACCCAACUGCGUCUCACUCUUAAGAAUUAACCCUAAUACCGUAUGUUGCACCCCUGUUGAGAUAUAAGGCGUCUCCCUCUCCUAACCCUCCAUUGGCCAGUCUCACCCUGCACUGGGCACUUUAUUAUCCUUGGGACUAACUGGCACCCCCAGAGUGCUGCAUAGAUACCACAAAACAUCUGCUGAGAUUGUGUUGUACAUAUGAAAUGCUCUGACCCACUUAGUACUGUGUCAUCAGAUUAGUGCCCCCCCAUUACCUGCAAAUUAACUGCAUUGCUGCCCCAGUACAGUAAGAUCUCCCCAUUACAUGGUUUGGUGCCCCUCCCAUAGUGCUGGGUGUCAGGGGAUCUGGGUUUCAUCUCAGUGUUUAAUGAGCCACAGCCUCCAGAUAAAUACAGGCAGUUGUCAGACUCUGCUAUUGAUCCCCAGGGACACAGCAAGG
Xenopus laevis (African clawed frog) is the source of this 1548-nucleotide messenger RNA. Its product is annotated as GTP-binding protein GEM-like. The transcript is spliced from 3 exons. The record is from RefSeq and is a predicted model, not a curated record. The coding region runs from base 1 to 246 and encodes 81 amino acids. Lineage: Eukaryota; Metazoa; Chordata; Amphibia; Anura; Pipidae.